AAGUCUGGCGGAAAAGAGUGGAACUUCAAAUCAAUUUUCCAACUUACAUAUCAAGUCUCCUAACUCCAGAUUUAUUCCCUGUUCAGUCAGUUUCUUAUAUUCAACGGUGAUGCACUAGUCUCCUAACUACAGAUUACGUUUCCAUAUUCGAUUAGCCAGCUUCCCUUAUUUAUAAUCAAUCUCGAGUCACGAUUUGAUUUAAAAUGCUUUCGAGUAUUGUGUUCUUGAGAUUGAUUUGAUCUGAUCUGAUCUUCGAAUUCUAGUUCCGGAAAGUUUCAAUUGAUUUUCGAUCAAAUCCAAUCCAAUCCAAUCAGAGUUGGUGAAUCGAUCUGAUUUCAUGUCUUUGAUUGAUUUGAUUGAAUAGGAUUAACCAAACCGGGAAAUCGAUUGAUUUUUAUAAACCGGUUUAGUCGAUUUUCUGAGAUGGUAUACCUCCAGAGCUCUCAAUCACCGUCGUCGAUCAAUCACCGAUCAUGGCGAACUACCACCACCAUAAACCAAGAACCACCACCAGAAAAUCAUCGUCUUCAUCAUCAUCAUCAUCAUCAUCAACCGUCUGCUGCGACGGAUCUCGAUCAGCAGCCAUCGACGUAUUCAUCCUCCUCGCCGUCGUCACAUCCUCCGCCUUCUUGAUCUUCCCUUACAUCAGAUUCAUCGCCAUCAAAUCCCUAUCAAUCUUCUCCGACCUCUCUUGCUUACUCAAGCAAGAGAUCUUCCGCGACCCCGACCCGAUCGUGUACGGGCUAAUCGCGUGGAGCGUCUUGUGCACGGCCUUAUCCGGGUUGAUGAUUGUUCUGAUACUGUGUAGUCGUCGUCGUAGAUGUGGGAAACCUAAUUGUAGAGGGCUUGGGAGAGCCAAUGCUGAGUUUGAUAUUCAGAUUGAGAGUGAGGAUUGUUCUGUUAAGAGGUUGAAGAGUGGUCUUAUUAGUAAGAAGGGGUUGUUUGAGCUGGCUCGUGAUCGGAAUCGGGAGCUGGAGGCGGAGUUGAAGAAGAUGGCUCCGGAGAAUGGUAGGGCUGUGUUGGUUUAUAGGGCCAAGUGUGGGUGUUGUGUUGGGAGGUUGGUGGUUCCUGGGCCUAGGAAGAUCAAGAAAUGAAGAGUGGAAAGUUUGAUCUUUGGAUCAUUAUAGGUUAUGACGAUGAUGAUGUUCUCUGAUUAGCUUAUGAACAAGUUGUUAUUUUCUGGUUUAGUUUA
This is a messenger RNA of Brassica oleracea var. oleracea, 1192 nucleotides long. RefSeq lists its product as uncharacterized. The record is from RefSeq and is a predicted model, not a curated record. Bases 474 to 1094 code for a protein of 206 amino acids. The transcript has a single exon. NCBI's taxonomy places the organism in Eukaryota, Viridiplantae, Streptophyta, Magnoliopsida, Brassicales, Brassicaceae.